AUGGGCGACCUGCAGACCAGGUUAUAUUCUCCUCUUCUCCUAGUCAGUGUUGCUCCUAGUUCUAGUGUUUCAGAUUUCAGAUUCAGUCAGCUCAUGAAAAAAACAAAUAUACAGUUUGGUGGAACAACCAGGUUGCUAUUUGCUAGUACAUGUAUGCACAAGAACGACCAGAUGAAGAAGAAGGGUGUUAGCAUUGUUGCAUUGUGGGAAAGAGCUUCCAAGGCAAAUAAAAGAACUUCGACAUCUACACAAAAUCCUCCUGAUGUUGAAGUUGAGAGCAGUAUCAUUCCUCCUACUAUUGAGAGCAAUCUGCAACUAGCACUUGUGCAAGCACAUGAACCUGAUGAUGGACACACAGAACCUGAGAGUGCAGCUGGCUCCCCAACCCCAAUUGUAGAAGAUGAUGAAGCAAAUGAUGAAGUUCGGUUUAAGGUAGAUUUGGAAGCACUUGAGUCUGAUCCUGGGAAAUGGAUCCCCAUCUCUAGGUACAAUGUCAAUGACCAGGAUAAAGUUAGAAGGAGAUACAUCGAGCUGGGGGCAUGUCAACCAAAGAAACAUAAUUUUGAGUAUAGAGAUAUAAGUGGAUUACAGUGUCGCUUUUCUCCUUCUUGGUUUAAGGAUUACAAGUGGCUUGAGUAUAGUGUGGACAAAGAAACCGCUUUCUGCUUCGUUUGCUAUUUGUUCAAGGAUAAAACAAGAUGUCUCGGUGGAGAUGCUUUUGUGAAGAAGGGAUUUAAUAACUGGAACAUGAAGUUGAGAUUGAAGAAACAUGAAGGUGAGCGUUUGACAUGGACACUCAAGUGUGUGAGAUUUCUGUUGCGCCAAGGCUUGGCAUUUAGAGGACAUGAUGAAAGUGAAGACUCACUAAAUAAAGGAAAUUUCCUUGAGCUUCUAAAUUGGCUAGCAGGAAAUUUUGAAGAGGUUGACAGGGUUGUUCUCAAGAAUGCUCCACGGAACUGCAGGAUGACUCACCAUGAUAUACAGCAAGAGGUGAUAAAAUGUUGUGCACAAGAGACUACUAAACUAGUCAUUGAGGAACUUGAUGGUGGUCAUUUUGCAAUACUUGCAGAUGAGUCUAGUGAUGUUUAUCAGAAUGAACAGUUGGCUGUUUGCUUGCGUUAUGUUGAUAAGAAAGGAAGGGCGGUUGUAAGAUUUCUUGGUCUUGCUCAUGUUGAAGAUACUACCUCUUUAACACUAAAAGCUGCAAUUCAGAAAAUGCUUAUGGACUACAAUUUGACCUUUGCAAUGGUUCGUGGGCAAGGAUAUGAUGGAGCUAGUAACAUGAGAGGUAAUGCUAAUGGCCUGAAAAAACUGAUUAUGGAUGAGUCCCCUUCUGCCUACUAUGUUCAUUGUUUUGCCCAUCAACUACAGUUAACUCUUGUUGAUGUUGCUAAGGAGAGUGGUGAUUGUACUUGGUUCUUUCCGCAGCUUGCACACUUGUUAAAUGCUCUUGGCAUGUCUUGUAAAAAGAUGAGAAUGCUUCGGAUAGCUCAGGCUGAAGAACUCAUUGAUGCAUUGGAAUUGGAAGAAGUAGAAACAGGGAGUGGGCUGAAUCAGGAAAUGGGUUUGGGAAGGCCAUGUGAUACACGUUGGAGCUCUCACUUCAAAACUGUGAACCAUGUCAUCUCUCUGUAUGGUACACUACGACGAGUCCUUCGCAAGAUUGGAGAUGAGUACCAUGGUGCGGAGGCACAAGCAGCUCUAUCCAUAGAGAAAAUAUUUCGAUCAUUUGAGUUUGUUUUCAUGGCACACAUGAUGCAAGAAAUAUUUGGAUACACAGAUGAGUUGUGUAGAGCUUUGCAAAAGCAAGACGAAGAUAUUUUUCAUGCUAUUGAGCUUGUUGGUGACACAAAGUAUUACUUGGAGGCUUUGAGGACCGAUGCUGGAUGGGAUGAUUUUCUCACGAAGGCAAAUCAGUGA
This is a messenger RNA of Aegilops tauschii subsp. strangulata, 1920 nucleotides long. The record is from RefSeq and is a predicted model, not a curated record. Lineage: Eukaryota; Viridiplantae; Streptophyta; Magnoliopsida; Poales; Poaceae.